AUUCUCACGACAUUCACUGAAAUGUCAUGAAAAUUACAGUCUGGAAACACUAUAUAAAGCUCGGGUCUAAGUCCUGAACGCAGAAGAAUGACUCCCUCACGGGUUAUCUGUGCGCUCGUCCUCGCUUUGGCAGCUCAGGUGCCCUCUCUGGCGCAAGAAACACGUUUAAGGAGAGAAAAUAUUGGCUACAUCAAUACUGAUGAUGCUCAACCACCUUCUGGUCCGUCAGUGAUCUGGGAUCCUACACCAUGGCCAUAUAUACCACACCCACUUGAAGAAAUACAUAAUCGGCCUGGACCUUAUCCACCCGGAGAUAACCGACUACCCAAACCACCAGGACAGCCUAUUCCACAGCCCCCCGGAGAUAGACGACUACCCACACAACCAGGACAGUCUCCCGGCAACAUUCAGUACACUAACCCGUACGGAGAGGUUGAUAUACCACGCCCCACUGGAGAAAGGCCAGUUCCACACACUCAUGAUUCUGGACUUCCAAACUCACAGUCAAAAAUCCACCCUCCUAGCGAUCCAACGGGUCCACCAUAUAUUCCUUGGAGAAAAUGAAGUGGAGGGUGUGAAGCUACUUCUAUGAAAAGAACUGGUGACUCUGCAGAUGACUGUACGUUUUUGGUAUGCAUGUAAAUAAAGUACAUGGACAUUUUAAAGUUUACGUGUGUCACUGUAUUGUAAAGUUAAAUGUAAUAACCAGUAAAAGUAUAUUGUAUUAUACAA
Messenger RNA from Ostrea edulis (European flat oyster), 732 nucleotides. RefSeq lists its product as uncharacterized. The transcript is spliced from 6 exons. Bases 88 to 564 code for a protein of 158 amino acids. The record is from RefSeq and is a predicted model, not a curated record. Lineage: Eukaryota; Metazoa; Mollusca; Bivalvia; Ostreida; Ostreidae.